Syngnathoides biaculeatus (alligator pipefish) is the source of this 6152-nucleotide messenger RNA. RefSeq names its product family with sequence similarity 110 member C (gene fam110c). The transcript has 4 exons. The record is from RefSeq and is a predicted model, not a curated record. The coding region runs from base 3873 to 4850 and encodes 325 amino acids. NCBI's taxonomy places the organism in Eukaryota, Metazoa, Chordata, Actinopteri, Syngnathiformes, Syngnathidae.
AUGUAAGUCACGACGGUAGCAGCGGGAUGAGUUCAGAAGUCUCCGAAAGCACUCGAAGAUCGGUGGCCACUUCCGCCGAGAGCAUCCCAGCGAGAAAUGCCCAGCCAAACUCGGCGACGGUGACGUUGGAGAGGCGGCUUUACCUGUUUUGGGGCGUGUUGGUGCUGAAAGGAAAGCGUCGCCUCAAAGUUCUGCUCGUCCGAUCCGCUGAUUUGACGAGCUUGAUGAAGGUUCUCGGGCAACUGGCCGCCCGCAUUCCACCACGUUAACCCCGGUCGGGCGUGCGGUCCCGCACGAGAGGCGAGUCCCGAAAUCCAUCGAGAUCACAUCGCAAACGCAAUCCCGGCAAAUUCAACGUCUGCGAGUCACAGGGUGUGGGAGGAAAGCGGGGUGCCCACCCGGAGAAAAGCCACGCAGGCACGGGGAGAACAUGCUAACUUCACACAGAGAAGACGGACGGGCCGUCACGCGGAUCCUUGGCGGCGAGCGGCUGUUCUUUUUCAAAACAGUUCUCAGGCGAGAAGAUCAAAUGUCAAUUUAUGAGGUGAGAGCUCAACGGCCGAACGGUCGACAUCUCGCGAAAGCGGAUCUCGCUUAUUUUGCUGAGCGGGUAUUCACAAAAGAAUCCUCAGUAAACGUCCAGAUGGUCCCGAAAAAUGCGUUUUCGUGUAAGUCUGCGGUGGACGAAUUUAUCAAUUUUGGCCUUCUUCACCUGGACCUUAAAACUCUGGACUGGCUUGCUACAACUCAGCUGAAGGUAAAAUAUAUAUACAUGAAUAAUAAUAAUAAUAAUAUUACAGUGCAGUGCAGAAAUCUCCCACGUGAGCAGUUUUACUUUAUUUUACUUUUAUUUUGGUUGUCGUGUUCAGCAGCUGACUUUUUGUGACGUGACAGUCAAGAAUGUCAACAUGUUACUUCAAUCACUUUAUCAAUUAUGGCAAAAAAAAAAAGCCUUACGAUGAAAAAUACCCCUAAAAGUCUUCCGCUGUUAAAUUCUGUGCCCCGCACCGAAUUCAGAGUUCUAGAGCACGUUGUUUUAUGUCAUGAGCCCGGCGUUACCGUAUGUGUAUAUUUGUUUGUUUUUUUUUUUUUUUUUUAUUGUCUGUGGUGAUUUAAACAAACAAACAAAAAAAAAACUCCUCCUAUGAUGGGAGUGUGAUAGUUACACACGCACACGCACACAAUCGCCACUCGUUGUACUUUUGGAACACAUUUUCAUAUUUCAACACGUGUCGACGUAAAGCUCGGCGAAGGAAAAACAAAAAUCGCAGCUUAGUGUCCAAAAAUUGCUGCCGUCAGGCUGUCAUCAGCUGAUCUACCGGGAGACUCAAAAUAAUGAGAAUAAUAAUCAGGUCGCGAGUCAAAUUCUCACAGGAAGUCAGUAUUUACAUCGCAGGGAGAAACUUCAACGCUGCACCCAGGACCGCGUGGGAGGUCCGACAUGGGCAAAAAACAAUCCGCCGGGUCUUCCCUUGCUUGACUUGCAAAUUGAGCUUUUACUUUUUUUUUUUUUUUUUUUUUUAACCUCAUCUAUGUGACCCUGCUGUCCAUUUGAAAAAUCAAAUGUCCCACUUGAGCACAAAUCUUUAAACACUGUUGGUGAAUAUGUCGCUAGAAGACUGCUGAGGAUGGAGCUGCCGUCAUGGAAAAAGAUGACGCGCUGUGGCGACCCCUAAUGGGACAAGCCGAAAGGAAAAGAAGGUCCAGUGCAGUAAAACAGUACUCACAGGCGUAUAUUCUUUAUCCUCUGUGAACAUCGACGAAUAUUGGUGCGGCUGCGAGGAGCUCGGACCGAGGACUUGAGACUUAUCUCCGUGUACACUGCAUCCAGAUGGGUAACCCACAGCGCCCCCGAGUGGCCAAGAUGCGCACAUCAGAAGGAGCGGCACGAUAGCUCCUGAAAUUGAUGCAAAAUGUGACAAAAACUGUUGACUUCUUUUUAAUUCUAUCAAAAUGUUCUUUGUUUUUAGACACUAUAAUAAUAUAUAUAUCAAAAAGCAGAAGACUUUUAUUUGGCUUUUUUAGGGCAGGGGCAGGAACGGAAGAAAGAUGAUUUGAGAUACGAGCGUUAUGAAUUUGGAACGUGGUUCUGGAACACGUUAAACUCGUAUGGCAAGACGGCGCUGCAUUGUAAUCUAGUGGCCGGAUUUCAGUGGCCGGGUUCAGUUACGAUCAGGGAUGAAAUUUUGCGGUUGGGGGAAAAUAGGGUCAGGGUUUUGUCAAGGUUUGGUUCCGGUCCACUCCUCCUCCUCGUCAAAAGUGGCAAGUUCCCACUUUCUUGGAUUUCAGCGUCAACUCCGGAAGGUGCGUCCGUAUUCAGCUUCUGAGGUUUUAUUGUUGUACAACAACGCAGACAACCGCUCCUCCUCUUGGAAAUGUUUCCGCCGCGGAGAGGAAUUAUUCAUCAAAGUGACACAUCGGAGCACACCCGCAUUUAGCAGCACAUUUUGAAAAUGCGACGCUUGAUCGCCGGGAAGGAAAAAGUACUAAUAAACAUGACCCGACCCCCGAGUUGGCCUAUUUGGAUUUUAGAGGAAGCUGGCCAAAGGAGAGCUGACGCCUCAAUAAUUUAAAAGAAAACCAAAAAAAAUAAAAAAGAUCUUGGAAACAGAUGUGGAGUGAUAACUGAGUCCAAAAGAGAAAAAAAAUGAAAAAGAAAAAGAAGCAAUUUGAGGGAGGACAACAAGGAAGUUGCAGUUGUGUAAGUAAAGUGCAUGAAAUUGAUUUUUUUACGAUGGUGGCCCCCGGCUUAAGCCGCGAGCCUUGAAGGCUUGAGCCAGACUGCACACAUUGCAUGGGGGUGCUGCCCCCUGCCUUCGGGGAGGCACAAUUUAGGCUUUACGGCCCGAGCACAUGUUUCCAUUCGACAAUCAAAGCGGCUUUUUCACGGGCCUUAAGUGUCAAUUGGGUUUUGCGUCCCCCCCCCCCAGGGAAGACAGAAGAAAUGCGUUCCGCCACUGCCAGUGAUUUAGACACUUUAGAAAUGCAGUUUAUUUUGGGCCGCUGGUGCUUAAAAACAAUUGAGCUUUUUUUCAUUUCUUCUAAAAAGAGCUUGUUGGAGGCGAUUAAUAACAAGUACAAACAAGCCCUGUUUAUUGCAAGGGGAUGACUUUCAGAGCCGCCCGCCAAAAUCUGCGGUACAGCAAGAUUUAUAUAUGCGGUCUCCCGACCCCUCCCAAAUAUUGAAACGUAUUAAACCCGCUUUAUUUCAUAAAACGUGUUUUUCAAGGUAUUCCUGUACGCACCCUUUUGCUGACAAUUGUAAAACAUCCAAAACAACAGAUCGUAAAACUGAGAAGACGGCGUUCGGAAUGCUCAGCCGAUCAAUCAGAUCGAUUGAUCGAGUCAAUACGAGCAAGCCGGGCCGGAAUCUGACCCCCAAAUCAAGUUUUGCUCAAACAUGUGAUGUAGGCGGGGUGAAGAGCCCGAGCCACCUUCAAAGGACUUCAUCUGAAGUGAUAAAAGUGAGCAGAGAGGCAUGGAGUUUUGAUUGGUCGCACAGAUUAGCGUUGGGCGCAUUGUCAGUUGUCUCGAGGUCAACACGAUCCAUCAGCAAUGCUACGUUUGUCUUGCGCGGAAGUCCGAAAUGACUGCAAAAUGUUUCAAAACGGACGCAAGGACAACAUUUUCUCUCCCCGCCCCCUCAAGAGAAGUGUCAGCUUUCACUGCUCCUCUCAGGUGUACUUUGAACAGUCCCGUAUUUGGCCGAAGGCGACCUUGCGCAGGAAGGGUGGGGCACUGAGACGCGUGUGUCCCGGCAGGGCAGGAAAAAACAUGCUCAGGCAAAGCAUGUGAGCAAACGGAAUCCUGGAAACCUCAGGAGAGAUCGCCGGAGCUGGCGCGCGAGGACCAAGCCGCUCUGAGGGAUCGCCAUGGAGACCCCCAGCGAUACCUCCAAAAUCCUGGAGAAGGGUCCGGAGUACCUUCGAAAGCAAAUGGAACUGGAGAGCGAGGUGAAGGGGCCCAUGAGCGCCGUGGAGAGGCUGGCCGCCAGCAAACCAAAAUACGUGAAAAGCCAGCAAGCGGGCGACUCCGCUCAGCGGUCCCCGAGCGGCCCGGCUUCCAACUCCAGCGCCUCCAACGUCUCCUCCGACCGGACCUCGACACGGGUCCGGGUGUCCCGCCGCAGCGCCUCCCCGGUGCAGGUACGUCGCGCCAGCUCCAAAAAGCGACCCGACUCCGUCCUGCUUUACAGGCAGAAAUGCGAACUGCUCAGAGCGCCCGGGAGCGACCGCAAGCAUCAUAUAACGCGUAAACUGCUCCGAAGCUCGGCCAAAAAAACAACGGCCUUACCGGAGGCGGCAGACAAGGAAUGCGAGCCCCGCAGCGGUGAGGAAGACCUCGUCACGCCUGAGGAAUCUGCCAAGGAAUAUUGCCCGAGUGCGAGGACGCCAACGCUCGAGAGAGGGCCGAAUGGAGCCGCGAAACUCCUCGAAAGUGGUCCAAAAGAGCUGUCGGCAAACCUGCUGAAAGUUCCCACCGGGAGGGGCAAAGGGGUGGCUCGAUCCCGCUCGGACGUCAGUUCCAGGUACUCCAAGAACUUUGCCGACUUCGACGCCUUCUUCAGGUACUGCGGCCUGGACGGGGAGGUCAUCGAGUCUCUGGGGAAGGAAAACUUCUCGGCGCGCUCGGACGAGACGGCCAUCAAGCUGCGCAGCGUCAGCGUGACCGCGUCGGACGGCGGCUUCUCCCGCGACAGCGACGACAGCGACGGCCUGCAGGAGGACGUCCUGCGCAAAAAGAUCCGCCAGGGUACGUCGGUCAUCGAGCGCAACGCCAGGAUCAUCAAAUGGUUGUACAGCUGCAAGAAUGCCAAGGAGAGCGGGAAGAAGUUGAGGGACCUGGACUGAAAAGCCCUUGGGGCUCAUUCAGGGCUACACCUUGGACUGUCGCCAGGGCCCGGAUUGAAAGCAGUACUUUCUUCAUCGAUUCAUCCAUUCGACAUGGAAUUUACUUGAUUUGUAUUACUUUUUGAGUCCGACUAGCCAAUGACAAACAAAAAUGAACGUACACUUUACUCGGAAGUUGUUUUCAAAUUCCCGAUGAUCCCGUCGCCUCGUGUUGCCCAGCAUGAACCGGGACGUAGCCCGUCACUAGCCAACUGAACAAAAACUUCACCCUUUCUGGAGACCCCCUCAGUCGGCCAUUUUAGGGGUCUCGUACAGGAGUUGCUCACAAAACCCACCCUGGGAAGUGAGGGAGAAAAAGAAAAAAAAUGGAUACUGAUACUACGUUCACCGUUCGCUCCACAGUUGGGCGGGCGCGUCUAUUUUGAUAGGACGCGCGAAAAGGUCUGCGGGACCCAUGCCUGGAACCGAACAGGAAGGCAGCCAUUUUGGAUUGAAGUCGCCAUUGUCUGCGAAUACCUGGGCUCGUUGAAACUUUGAGCAACUCUCAACAGGAAAUUCCAACCAUGAGAGAAUAGACAAAUGGGCACCACGACAUUCUCAAGAUUUCACGGCAAGAAGUCGACAUACGGUUCUGCGGCCCGUCUGCGUACUACCGAGUGUCGUUCCAGUUCUGUAUGUUUGUACAGGCGCGUGUAACCAUGUGGCGACGUUCUCGCCGGCCUCCAUUGAAGAAAUCUGAUUGCCAAGGGACAUCUCUGCUCAAACCUGCGGCGAUCGAGCCCGCUGGCCGGCAGCACAACGAGGCUGCUAAUUUGUCCCCAUCCGGUGUAACAUGAUCAUAUUAGCCCGAAUGUUUGGAUGCGUUAUCUAUUGCCCCCCCCCCCCACCCCGUCCUGUCUCCCAUCCAAACUUGUCCUCACACAAAAGUUGUCAUCGGGCUUGUGGGGAAACCGAACUCGCCUCCCACUUUCUCUCCACUACACGCAUGCAGAUUGAUAACAUUUAUGUAUUUCUGUGCACACUGGAUGCAUUUUACAAGUCUGACUAACAUCCCUGACAAGUCAUGUCCUGCCUGUGAGCAAGAGUUCAAAAGUACCAGCCCCGAGGUAUUUUUUUGUUUUUUUUUACUGCCACUUCCUUGUUACGUCACGUUUUUUUUUUUUUUGUAUAAGAGGGAAAUAAAAGGCUAGUAUUAUAGUUCAUUUAUGUCAUUAAAUUGUAGCUUGAAAAUCAUUUAGUAGUGCUUCAUGAUGACUCAUUCUUUGGCUCCAAAAACAAUUUCAAAUAUUUUGUCACUCACAU